Messenger RNA from Daucus carota subsp. sativus, 559 nucleotides. Its product is annotated as signaling peptide TAXIMIN 2. The coding region runs from base 204 to 443 and encodes 79 amino acids. The record is from RefSeq and is a predicted model, not a curated record. The transcript is spliced from 2 exons. Lineage: Eukaryota; Viridiplantae; Streptophyta; Magnoliopsida; Apiales; Apiaceae.
AACGCGAGAGAAGUUGUAAUAACAAAACUACCCAUUCACAUCCCUCAUCGACAACACUAAACUUAACGGUCGCAAAAAGGCUAAUAUUGUCAGUUACGCACUAAUUACAAGUCUGCACACCGUCGCUGACUGCAUUACUAGAAUAUUGCAUUUGGGUUUAUUUCUGUCAAACAAACGGAGCCUAGAGAAAUAGAAUUCUAAAAAUGGGGGACAGAGAUGAAGAUUGCGAAUGCAGGCCAUUGGGUUUCUUGCUGGGCUUGCCAUUUGCGUUUCUGGCUUUGAUCUUAUCUAUACUCGGUGCUGUUAUCUGGAUCCUCGGAUCUAUAGUGAGUUGUGUGUGCCCCUGUUGUUGCUGCUGUGCCGGGCUUUUGAAUCUGGCUGUGGCCCUUGUUAAGCUCCCCAUCAAAGUGCUCCGAUGGUUCACCAGAAAGAUCCCUUGUUGAUUUAUUGUUUUCUUCUUUUCGAUUGACUAGAAGAUGCGGAUUGUAAUUUUUCUCAGUUUCUCAGGAUUACUGUAUGCAGAUGUCUUUUGCCAAAUACGAUAUGCAGAUUUCUUGCA